GACUUCUUUUAUUCUUUUUAUUUUUACCUUUCUUAGUUAUUUAAUAACCUCUUAAAUUAACGUGCUCCUUUCAAUAUCCAGUGUAGCAUCGGAGCACAACACAUUACUCGUCAAUUUCAAGCUCUACCACAUAUACGACCACAUACAUCUUUACGUCGAGAUGCUUGUGCCAUCUCUUUCUGUCGCCCUCUACGCUGUAGGCACGACAGCUGCACUACGCCAAUUCAAUUUCACCGUUCACAGCGCCGUCAACUCUCCAGAUGGAUUCGAGCGCGAAGUUUAUCUCAUCAAUGGUUAGCAGCCAGGGCCUUUGGUUGACGUGGAUGAAGGGGACGAUGUCGAGAUUUUUGUCCAGAACGACUUGAAUGUCGAGACGACCAUCCAUUGGCAUGGUUUGUUAUCACUUUGAUCAUACGUGCCGCAUUAACAAUCACUUAAAACAAUUUCCCCAACUAGGACUCCUGCAGAGAGGAACUCCUCAUAUGGAUGGUGUGCCAGGUGUUACACAGGACCCCAUCCCUCCAGGGGGCAACUUUACCUAUCGGUUUUCUACGGCAUCUCAAUACGGGUUCUUCUGGUACCAUUCUCACUUCCGUGCCUAUUAUAACGAUGCCAUUCGCGGUCCACUCCUCAUCCGACCGGCCGCAUCACGCCCACGCCCGUUCACGACACUGGCUAAAGAUGAGGAUGAUCUCGCAGCGCUUCUAGCGGCUGAGCAAAACGCGACAAAUGUACUUCUGAAUGACUGGACGCACGAAUCCUCGGAUGUUAUAUUUGCGCGAUAUAUCAAGACCGGUGCCUUUCCGUCGUGUGUUGAUAGUAUUUUAGCUAACGGCCGAGGAAGGGUACAGUGCCUCCCUAAGAGCACCCUCGAAUCCGGACCAGGGCUCAAAAUGCAGCCUCAAAACACAACUAGAGCCCUCGGGACAUCAACAAGCACUUCUGAGAUGCGAUACAUGUCAGAUAUGUCAAGCAUGGACAUGUUGAAAGGACGCGAUAUGCAUGGCAUGACCAUGGACUCACCUGUGGGCCCAGCCACAUUACAUCCAUCUGCUAUCAUGUCAUUGGACCAUUCCACUUCUCCAGCAUCUUCAGGGGCACCUGGAAUGCCGGGGAUGGACACGCUGAGCCCCCGUGGCUGUACGCCGCCCAUGAUGUUCAAGCCGGGAUUCAAUAUAUCGUCGCUGCCGCCCGAGACCUGCAUGAACACGACCUCGCCUUUACUUAUCAUCUCUACGGGUCAGUCGAAAGGAUGGCUGGCUCUCAACUUGGUCAAUUCUGGUGCCGUCAGUGCCUUGAGGGUUUCAUUGGAUGCGCAUUCAAUGUUUGUUUAUGCUGCCGACGGCCUUUAUACUAAUCUACAAGAGGUGAAUGUCCUUCAUAUGGAGCUUGGCCAACGGUAUUCCAUUAUGGUCAAGCUUGAUCAAUCUCCUGGGAAUUACUAUCUGAGAUUCACUACUUUCCCUAGCGGCGACAUGCAGCAAGUCCUCGAAGGGCAGGCGAUUGUGUCAUAUAAUGCUGACAAUGGUUCCACUACGGGCGUUAUGGAAGAUCCAGCUAUGUCAUGGAUGUACAUUAACGGCUCAGCUAAGAUCGGCGCUGCCCUACUUGACCCCUCGGCGCUAUCUCCAUUCGACGGCCACAAUUUGCCACCUUCGGGGCGACCCGAUAAGACAUUGUCUUUUGUUGUGAACCAGACAGACAUUGUGAGCUGGGUAAUCGACCGCGCUCCGUUCUCAGAGCCAGAUGUCCCUAUCAUCUAUGGGGAAAACUCCUCCGGCUGGAAUUCAAACACGACGAUACACUUACCAAUCAACUCAACUAUAGAUAUCAUCCUGAGCAUUUCAAACCAGUCUCUGGAUACGAUGGGCCAUCCGAUACAUCUUCAUGGCCAUAAAUUCUGGGUUCUAGGUUCUGGCGAGGGGCCAUUUCCGUAUGCAGCCGUCACAGAUGCGCCUGAAAACCUCAUUAACCUUCGAAAUCCCCCUUACCGAGACACGAUGGGCCUCCCUUCGCAAGGGUGGGCUGCAAUUCGUUAUGUGACGGAUAACCCCGGUGCGUGGAUAUUCCAUUGCCAUCUUCAGUGGCACGUCGUUGUUGGCAUGGCGAUGGUGCUUGUUGAAGGCGGAGACCAGAUUCCUGCACUGGUUGGACAAUACAAUAAAACAGCAGAUAGAAGCGGAGCGACCGUGUCGAUCGCGAGCCGUUAUGGUCCUUCCGCCGCACUUGUUGCUAUCGCGAUUGUCGCCAUCCCGCUUUUGUAUUGAUCUUCAACCCGUGUAUUAAUCGCACAAUAUGUAAGUUAAAUCGUCUACCACAAUGGGCUACUGGUAUAGAACGAUUUGUCUUUGCUGGCUUUGGCUUACACCCUAGGUUCUCUCUGCCGGAAUACGCUCUCAGCCGCAAGUCGCAACUGCAAGUCACAAUACAUAUCCCUUUUUAACUGCUCAAAUACUAUACGGAUUUACUGCACAUUAACUAACAUAUAAUAUAUGUAAGAUGAGUCUUAUAGAGAAGGAACUUAUAUACCUUUUGAGACAAUUCAGGGCAACUUUGAUAUACGUUUAAAGAGCGACAAUAAGAGUUAUC
Messenger RNA from Fusarium verticillioides 7600, 2589 nucleotides. RefSeq lists its product as hypothetical. The record is from RefSeq and is a predicted model, not a curated record. Gene Ontology annotation, molecular function: oxidoreductase activity; copper ion binding. NCBI's taxonomy places the organism in Eukaryota, Fungi, Ascomycota, Sordariomycetes, Hypocreales, Nectriaceae. The coding region runs from base 366 to 2267 and encodes 633 amino acids. The transcript has 8 exons.